This is a messenger RNA of Microdochium trichocladiopsis, 3495 nucleotides long. RefSeq lists its product as uncharacterized. Lineage: Eukaryota; Fungi; Ascomycota; Sordariomycetes; Xylariales; Microdochiaceae. The coding region runs from base 156 to 3407 and encodes 1083 amino acids. The transcript is spliced from 2 exons. The record is from RefSeq and is a predicted model, not a curated record. Gene Ontology annotation, molecular function: ribosomal large subunit binding; tRNA binding. Gene Ontology annotation, cellular component: RQC complex. Gene Ontology annotation, biological process: ribosome-associated ubiquitin-dependent protein catabolic process; rescue of stalled cytosolic ribosome.
CAUAGCUCGAGGGUCUCGCUGCAAGUUUUACUUCUUUGCAAGCACGUCUUUGCGACUUUCCAACUGCUGCCUUUUACUCAUCCGAGGUAACGAGGGCCAGCUUCGGCUAGGAGGAAAACGGUAGAGGACCACGGACGGUCCCAACGUUGUGCACCAUGAAGCAGCGGUUUUCGUCCCUAGACGUCAAGGUCAUUGCCCAUGAGCUCUCUGAGAGCUUGACCUCGCUCCGUGUGUCAAACAUCUACGACUUGUCCUCAAAGAUCCUCCUCUUCAAGUUUGCCAAGCCCGACGACAAGAAGCAGAUGCUCAUCGACUCCGGCUUCCGAUGCCACCUGACAGACUUUACUCGAACUACAUCAGCAUUUCCCUCGCCUUUUGUGCAGAAGCUACGCAAAGUCCUGAAGACGCGGCGCGUGUCGGCCAUUAGUCAGAUUGGCACAGAUCGUAUCAUCGAGUUCCAAUUCAGCGAUGGACAAUACCGCUUGUACCUCGAAUUCUUCGCCAGCGGCAAUAUCAUCCUCACGGAUAGUGAUCUCAAAAUCAUAACACUGCUGCGAAACGUCCCGGAAGGAGAAGGACAGGAGCCGCAGAGAGCAGGACUAAGCUAUUCGCUGGAGAACAGACAGAAUUAUGGCGGGGUGCCAGAUCUCACCAAGGAGCGCGUGCGCAAGGCGCUACAGAGUGCUGUCGAGAGAUCCACCGCAGCAGCAGCCGCUGGCAAGAAAAUCAAGAGGAAGCCUGGCGACGAACUGCGCAAAGGCCUGGCGACAACUAUCCUAGAGCUGCCUCCCAUCCUUGUCGAUCAUGCGAUGAGGGUGACCGGCUUUGACUCGACGAUACCACCAGCUAGCGUGUUGGAAGAUGAUGGCGUUCUCGAUAAGCUGCUUGGCGCAUUGUCCGAAGCCCGCAAGAUCGUGGAUCAAGUCACGAGCUCUGCCACCUGCAAGGGCUAUAUCCUGGCCAAACAAGACCCCAAAGCCAAGGAUAGCGUAAUUCAUCAGGAGGGCGAAGACGAACAGAAACGGCCUCGUGGAUUACUAUACGAAGACUUCCAUCCAUUCCUUCCACGCCAAUUCGAGGAUGACCCGGUAUAUACAGUGUUGCCGUUCGACAACUUCAACAAGCUCGUAGACGAGUUUUUCUCGUCUGUUGAAGGCCAGAAGCUUGAGUCAAGAUUGACUGAGCGUGAGGCUGCCGCUAAGCGCAAGCUGGACGCCGCCAGGGCGGACCAGAACAAACGCAUCGAGGGACUUGCACAAACGCAAACACUCAACCACCGAAAAGCUGAAGCUAUCGAAGCGAACGUGGAGCGUGUUCAAGAGGCUAUGGAUGCGGUCAAUGGCCUUAUAGACCAGGGCAUGGACUGGCAGGACAUCGGCAAGCUUGUCGACAGAGAGAAGCGGCGAGGUAAUCCGGUGGCCGCCAUCAUAAAGCUGCCCCUGAAGCUGGAGGAGAACACAAUCACACUUGUUCUUGGGGAGGCGGAGGACGACGAAGAUGCGGACGCGUCAGAAACCGACUCUGAAGACUCGGAUGAGGAGUCCACAGCCGCAGGCCCGACGACAUCGGCUUCUAAAGACGGUACAAAAGACCAGACACUUCUGGUUGAUAUCAACCUGGGCAUUUCCCCUUGGGGCAACGCUCGAGAGUACUACGAUGAAAAGAAGUCGGCAGCAGCGAAACAAGAGAAGACUACGAAACAAUCUGAGAUUGCCUUGAAGAGCGCGGAGCAGAAGAUUGCGGCCGAGCUGCGCAAAGGCUUGAAGCAGGAGAAGCCCGUGCUGCAGCCAAUUCGGAAGGAGCACUGGUUUGAAAAGUUCGACUGGUUCAUCUCUUCUGACGGGUACUUGGUGCUUGCUGGUGGAGAUGCCCAGCAGAAUGAGAUCCUGUACCGCCGUUACUUGAAAAAGGGCGAUGUCUACCUGCAUGCAGACCUGAACGGAGCGUCGAGUGUCAUUAUCAAGAACAAUCCGUCAACUCCUGAUGCACCCAUCCCGCCAUCGACCCUCUCGCAGGCCGGAACCAUGGCAGUUUGCACAUCUUCCGCGUGGGACUCGAAAGCGGGUAUGUCUGCCUACUGGGUCAACGCCGAGCAGGUCUCGAAGCAAGCACCAAGCGGUGAAUACUUGCCUCCUGGCAGCUUUACCAUCAAUGGGAAAAAGAACUUUCUACCGGCUGCCCAGCUUGUCCUUGGCUUCGCUCUGAUGUUCAAGGUCAGCGAGGAGAGCAAAGCGAAGCAUAACAAACACCGGCUCUACGACAUGCCAGGAGACCAGCCUAUAAUAUCUGCACAAGAAGCACAGCAGGGGGGAGGCGACGGGAACGAUACAGACAGUCACGCUUCAGCUCAUCAAUCCGAUGGCGAUGACGACGAGGACGACGAAGCUGACCGUGGCCAACAAAACCCACUGCAGAAUGGUGCCGAGAACCCGACUGAGGAUCAUGACGAGGACGACGCACAACUAGCUGAGGAAGCAACCAAACUGGACGUUGGUGAUAACGAGGGCUCGAGUCCAGCAACGGAAGAUGAUGCGACCGCUCAAGCUUCAGGAUCAGAUAAUGCCAAGGAGGCUGUGGACGAAGCUGAAGCUGAAGAUCUGACCCCUGGCGAAGCAGAUGCCAUGAGCACAAUCACCGGAGUUGAGGAUGUCACCCCAAGCACAAGUUCUGGCAAGCAUAACCCAGACCAAUCGUCUAAGAAGGCACAGCCCCCAAAGCGAGGACAGCGUGGCAAGGCCAAGAAGAAAGCCGCCAAGUACAAGGACCAGGAUGACGAAGAUCGCGCUGCUAUCGAGUCUCUUAUCGGCUCGGCAGCAGGCAAGGAGAAAAAGGACGCCGAAGCAAAAGCUCGCGCUGAGAAAGAAGCGCAACAGGCCGCCGCGCAAGAGCGUCGGCGGAAGAUGCUGCAGCGUCAGCAACAGGAGACAGCCAAACACGAGGCGAUCCGCGCUCAGAUGCUGCAGGACGGAUUUGACGUCCUUGAUGAGGGUGAGGUCGCCAAUUUGUCUCUGGUGGAUGCGCUUGUUGGCAUGCCCAUGACUGGUGACGAGAUUCUCGACGCGAUUCCUGUUUGCGGGCCAUAUGCUGCACUCGGCAAGCUCAAAUACAAAGUCAAGCUGCAGCCAGGACCCCAGAAGAAGGGCAAGGCUGUCAAGGAGAUUGUCGAGUUCUGGAGAACGGCAUCGACCAAGAAGGGAGUUGUGGACGAGAACAGCCAGGACAAGGAGAAGAUGUGGCCGCGCGAGGCCGAACUUAUCAAGGGGCUUAGACACGAGGAGAUGAUCAACGUAGUUCCGGUGGGCAAGGUCAGGGUAAUGCUCUCUGGAGGUGCGGGAGGCGGCGGAGGCGGUGGUGGUGGUGGUGACAAAGGAAAAGGAAAGGGCAAAGGCGGAGGCAAGAAGAGGUGAGCCGGAUGCCGGCCAGAUUUGGACAAGUGAAUAUAAGAGACAAUAUCAAGUUGUUGGCUUAAUGUUGGAAUGUCGAUAAUCUCAGGCA